Messenger RNA from Dermacentor andersoni, 1433 nucleotides. Lineage: Eukaryota; Metazoa; Arthropoda; Arachnida; Ixodida; Ixodidae. The record is from RefSeq and is a predicted model, not a curated record.
CUGAGAGACAUGAAGCUUGCCCUUGAGCUGGAUAUGCCAGUGAAUGGCAUCAAGGGUCCAUCGCCCCUGAUAAACCUUAAUUUGUUCAAUCCAGUGUUGAGCCAGGCAGUUGACUACAUGCACUGUGUGCUGCUUGGAGUGACAAGGCAGCUUACCGAGUUUUGGCUGGACAGUGCAAACUCCCAGGAGCCGUUCUACAUCGGUGCUCCUUCAACUAUAGCCAAGCUGGAUAAACGUCUCCUGAGUAUUUGCCCACCCCACUGCUUCACACGGCUGCCACGGUCCUUGGCAGACAGGUGCUUCUGGAAGGCGAGCGAGUGGAAGAACUGGCUGCUCUACUACUCUCUGCCAACAGUACUUGGAGUGCUGCCGCCGCGGUUCUGGAGGCACAUGUCAAUGCUGGCCGAAGCCAUUUUCACUCUGCUCAAGAGUGAAAUUUCACCAACUGAUCUUCAAUGUGCAGGUCACCUGCUUGAAUCAUUUGUGUGCAGAGCUGCAAACCUCUAUGGGACUCGCUUCAUGACUUUUAACGUCCACCAGCUUCGCCAUCUGACGUCAAGCGUGGAGCAUCUGGGUCCCCUUUGGGCAAACUCAGCGUUUCCCUUCGAAGCAGGGAAUGGGAAGCUCACAAAGAUGGUAAAGGCAGCAAAAGGAGCUCCGACACAAAUACUGGAGAGAGUCACUCUGGAAGGAGAGCUGGAGCUUGCGCUGCAUUUGCUUUCUCUUCCGCAUGAUGUGGUGAGGUUUUGCGAAAGACUGCUUGGCAAUGUUCCUAUUAAGAAAGUGACUCGAAUUGAUAAUGUAUGCUUAUUUGGAGCACCAGUUACAGCUAUGUUGUCCGAGCGGGAACUGCAAUCUGUGCAAAAUUUCUUGGACACAACAUGUGCUGUAAUUGAGGAAUAUUCAAGAAUGAGCUUUGAAGGCACAAUUAUACACAGCCAGCAGUAUAGAAAAGCAAAGAAAAGUGACUGUUCUGUCGUUGCAAGCCAUGAUGGGAAAUUUUUUAUAGUUUCCCAUAUAUUGCAUGUAAUUGACGGCAUUUCUGGCGUGGUUCUCUUGCUUUGUCAGAAACUGGGAAUUGGUGAAAAUGCUGAUGGUUUUCCUCCUCACAUCCAAGAGUGUUUUUUGUCGCCUGUUGACACUUGUGUUGUUUUAAAGCCCGCUUCUGUUGCAAUGCCGGCUUUGUUUAUAGACUUUGAGGCUGAAAGCAAGCAGUAUGUAUGUGCAUUGCCCAACAUUGUAGAACGGGAUUGAACUGAAGUACAAAAACAAAAGUCUCUGCGUCACUGUAUUUACGGAAAUCUAACUAGCACGUUUUUUCUGAGAAACUGUGUUCAAAAAUAACCUGAACUUAUAUAAAACAAAAGCUGUGUGUAUGGCCACCAGCGUUUGUGGCAUUGUGGAAAGCUCGGUAUCUGCAAGAACGCUCGCUG